Messenger RNA from Otolemur garnettii (small-eared galago), 1167 nucleotides. RefSeq names its product ER membrane protein complex subunit 8 (gene EMC8). Gene Ontology annotation, cellular component: EMC complex. The transcript has 5 exons. Lineage: Eukaryota; Metazoa; Chordata; Mammalia; Primates; Galagidae. The coding region runs from base 142 to 774 and encodes 210 amino acids. The record is from RefSeq and is a predicted model, not a curated record.
GGGGCCCCCGCCAGCCCGUGGCCGCGCCGGGCAGUCGCCGCCGCCUAGUCCUGCUUCCCCGCUGAGGCGCCACGCUGCCGAGCAGCGGGUCCAGGCCUCCACCGCUCGCCCAGGGGCCUCCGGGGCCCUCCCGGGCUCAGCAUGCCCGGGGUGAAGCUGACCACCCAGGCCUACUGCAAGAUGGUGCUGCACGGCGCCAAGUACCCGCACUGCGCCGUCAACGGACUCCUGGUGGCCGAGAAGCAGAAGCCGCGCAAGGAGCACCUGCCGCUGGGCGGCCCGGGCGCCCACCACACCCUUUUCGUGGACUGUAUCCCCCUUUUCCACGGCACUCUGGCCCUCGCCCCCAUGCUGGAGGUGGCUCUCACCCUGAUUGAUUCAUGGUGCAAAGAUAAUAGCUAUGUGAUUGCUGGUUAUUAUCAAGCUAAUGAACGAGUGAAGGAUGCCAGUCCCAACCAGGUUGCAGAGAAGGUGGCCUCCAGAAUCGCCGAGGGCUUCAGCGACACGGCUCUCAUCAUGGUGGAUAACACCAAGUUUACGAUGGACUGUGUAGCACCUACGAUCCACGUUUACGAGCACCAUGAGAACAGGUGGCGGUGCAGGGACCCACACCAUGACUACUGCGAAGACUGGCCAGAGGCACAGAGGAUCUUGGCCUCACUCCUGGACAGCCGGUCCUACGAAACGCUCGUGGAUUUCGAUAACCACUUGGAUGACAUUCGGAAUGACUGGACAAAUCCUGAGAUCAAUAAGGCUGUUCUGCACCUAUGCUAGGCGGACACGCAGUGACCAGCCUGGGCAGCUCCACUGUGCUGAAGAAGAAACCUAUUUUUAAAUGUAAAUAGAAUAUCUUGUAGCCUGUGUGGAAAGCUGAGAGUUUUAUGAAAUGGCAUGUGCCUUGAGAAGGGGCAGGAUAGAGUGUUCCAUCAGCCGUCUCUUAACGCAGAGGCUCUAGAAGGGCACAGACCGUCCAGUACGACCGUCCCUGUGGAGUUUUUCCCGGUUGUAUGUUGGUAUAAUCUUCCACAUCAAAGCUAUUUCUGCUUGUCCAAGAUUGUUCCUAUUAAACAGUUUUAACUAACCUUUUAUAAUCUGGAGAGAAUACUUUUUCAGGCUUAUGAACGAUCUUUAACAACAACAAACAAAAGACCACAUCUUAUACUCCAA